This is a messenger RNA of Caenorhabditis sp. 36 PRJEB53466, 558 nucleotides long. NCBI's taxonomy places the organism in Eukaryota, Metazoa, Nematoda, Chromadorea, Rhabditida, Rhabditidae. The record is from the annotation of a GenBank genome assembly.
AUGGCCGACAACGACGUCGAGAUGGAAGACGUGGUGGCGAACGCCGAAAAGUCAAAGGGAAGAGGAUUGGCACAGGUAAAUUAGUGAUUCUGACAUCAAAAACCAGUUGGGCGAGCGGUUCAAGCAUCAUUAUUGUUGUCUCGUUUCAGUCGCGCAAUCGCGAGAAGAUUGUGUACGACGUGGUCGACGAGGAAUCAGCGAUCUCGGGCGGCAGCGGCGGAGGCGGACCACAGAGAUCUGUCGAAGGAUGGAUCGUAUUCGUGACGAACAUCCACGAGGAGGCGACCGAGGACGAUGUGCACGAGAAGUUUGCCGAGUAUGGAAAGAUCAAGAAUAUUCAUCUGAAUUUGGACAGAAGAACCGGAUUCCUCAAGGGAUACGCUCUCGUUGAGUACGAAACUCAGAAGGUACGGGUUUUUCGGGUGGAAACUUAUGAAUUGUGAUUUUUAGGAGGCCAGCGAGGCGAUCGAGAAGAGCAACGAAACGGAGCUGCUCGGCCAGAACAUCAAGGUCGACUGGUGCUUCAUCAAGGGAAAGAAGACGUCCGGAAAGCGCUAA